Molecule: messenger RNA, 4366 nt
Organism: Saccoglossus kowalevskii
Lineage: Eukaryota; Metazoa; Hemichordata; Enteropneusta; Harrimaniidae
Product: solute carrier family 4 member 11-like
Biological process (GO): monoatomic anion transport; transmembrane transport; monoatomic ion homeostasis
Cellular component (GO): basolateral plasma membrane; plasma membrane
Molecular function (GO): solute:inorganic anion antiporter activity
Source: RefSeq, a predicted model, not a curated record
UUUCCCGAAGCAUGUAGUAAUAUAUGUGUCUUACUAGAUUUUGGUUAAACAAAUCAAAAACUGUUAAUUUAGUCAGCGAUUAUUCGUUGUAGCAAAGCACUUUGUUAGACCAUACUUAUUGUAGUCUGCCUGACGUGGAAGUACGCAUUUUUCUCACCAAAAACGGGAUUUCCCUCCCCACAUUUAUUCUGUGUUUUCGUCAUCUUGAGAUUUUUGGAGGCUUCUCGAGAGAAUCAGCUAUUGAGCGAGAGCCGACUUGGAACUUUAAAGUGCUUCUCAAACCUGUGACAGUACGUAAUAGCUUGGACAUGAGCUCCAAACUGCCCCGUACUGGCAGAGAGUCAACGGAACUCACAGUCAUUGUCACCGACCAAGAAAAUGAAAGCAGCUUUGUCCAAGGCAACGGACAUGUGAACCACGCGCUAGAUGUAAGUGCAAAUGAUGUCGGACCAAACGAAACACCAUCAGAGACUGUACAUAGAAGGAGAAGAACAACGUCUACGUCGUCUUCAAGUCCAUCCCCUCGUAGUAGCAUGGGCUCUGGGCGACGAUUGAGCGGGGACGGAGUGGCUGGAGCGCCCGUAAUUUUAAGUGCCAACCAAACGAGCGUGACAGAAAUUGGUAGCGACGCGAUUGGGGUAAGCUUGUCAGGCCACAACGUAGACAGUGACGAAGAUGAAGAGGAGGUAACAUUAAUGUAUGCACAACAUGAGAAAGUGCCUAUGAAAGAUUUCAGUGCAGAAGUUCGAGCUGUGGUAGAUGUUGAAAAGUUCUUAAGUCAAGCGGUUUUACUAUUGGAUGUGCACAAGAACACCCUUGAGGGAGUUGUAGAUUUAUUGCUGACAAAAGCAUUUGAAGAUGAAAGCGAAACUACAAUCAAUGAAGCUAAAAGUGCUCUCUUUACUCACGAUUCAGUCCAUUCACUCGCUAGAACAUUCUGCAUCCCGAUUGCAAAAUUAUUUUUAUGCAAUUGUAUAUCACUAACAAAGCGACAUGUUGCCAUAGCAAGAUUGAAACAUCCUGCCAACUUUGGUCGGACCAGCCAGGAAGUUCACUUCGUCAUUCUUGUACUUGCACCAACCAAAGAGAAAAGUACCAAGAAUGCGUUGGAGACGGGUAGAACGUUUUCCACCAUUUUUGCCGAUAUGGAUUUCAGACACAAGCUGAUUGAAGCUAAGACAGAGGAAGAUUUCAAGAAGGCCUUGAAUGCCCAUACAGCCGUACUGUCAGCUGAACAAAAUUCCUCAAAAAAGAAGGUCAGAUCUACAGAUGUAUUUGAUGAGCUAGAGGAGGAAACCGUUCAGAGGGGGAAACGUUGUUCCUUCUCCUUUGCAAGUGGGCUGCGAGCCGAUUUUUGGCGACGUAUUCCCCACUACUGGAGUGAUUACAAAGACGGUGUGAUUGGUCAUAAGACACCUCAGAAGUCAAUAUCAACCACGUUCUUUUUGUACUUUGCUAUAUUACUUCCUUCUAUCGCGUUUGGUGUGCUCAAUGACAAAAAUACCAAUGGUGCAAUAGAUGUAAAGAGGGUGAUUGUGGCUCAGGGUUUUGGAGGAUUAUUUUUUGCUCUGUUUGGUGGACAACCGUUGAUUAUUUUGUUAACAACAGCUCCGCUUGCACUUUUCAUUAAUCUUAUAUAUGUCAUAGCCGAAGAUUUUGAGUUGAAUUUCUACGCUGUCUAUGCAUGUGUGGGUAUAUGGAAUUCAUUCUUUUUACUCAUCUACUCAGUCUUUGGUGCCUGUAAACUCAUGAAAUGGUCAACAAGAUCGACAGAGGAAAUUUUUGCAUUGUUCAUCGCCAUAGCUUUCUGCUAUGACGCUUUUAUAGACCUUGCUCACAACUUUGAUGAGAACUACGUGGAUCCAUUAUGUAACUGUUCAUCACCGUAUCUCCAGAACAAUAACUCAAGUGCAUUGCUGGAUUAUGUGCUUAACAAUGGCACUGACGAGGAUUUUGCCACUUGUUCGGUGUUGUGUACACGAGAGAACUCGUUGCUGUAUCUGAUACUGCUAUUUGGAACCGUUUGGCUGGGACUCCUAUUGUAUAAUUUCACCAAGAGUCCAUAUUUGGAUGCCAGUAAGCGUGAGUUGUUAGCAGAUUAUGCUUUACCAGUGGCGGUUAUAAUAAUGUCGUUUAUCGGUUCUUUUUGCUUCAGGGCUGUUGAUCUUGAACCAUGGCCUUAUACUGAUAGUGAUCUGUUUGCAAUCGCUCCAUUUCAAACGUUGUCACCGGCCGCCAUUGGAGGAUGUGCUAUACUUGGUUUUCCAUUGUCGUUACUCUUCUUCAUGGAUCAAAACAUAUCAAGUGCAUUAGUCAAUGCUCCUCAAAACAAAUUAAAGAAAGGUUCUGCUUAUAACUUAGAUUUGCUCGUUGUGGCUUUUAUUAAUUUUAUACUGUCAAUCUUUGGGUUGCCAUGGAUACAUGCUGCUUUACCACAUUCUCCUCUUCAUGUAAGAGCCCUGGCUGAUGUAGAAGAAAGAGUUGACCAGGGUCACGUACAUACUAUUAUUGUACACGUACGUGAGACCCGAUUGACAGCAAUAAUUUCACAUAUUUUUAUUGCUUUAUCUUUGUUCCUGUUACCUCUUCCAUUACAAUACAUUCCACAAGCCGUACUUUAUGGUCUGUUUCUGUACGUUGCGUUUACAUCGGUAGACGAUAACCAGAUGUUUGACAGGAUAUGUCUCUUCGUCACAGAACAGGCUGCCUAUCCACCAAACCAUUACGUACGUCGUGUACCACAGCGAAAGAUUCAUACAUUUACAAUCCUUCAACUGAUACAGCUGACUGUAUUAUGUAUUUUUGGGUUUGUACCACAAGUCUAUCUAAGAAUGCUGUUCCCAGUUGUUAUAAUGCUAUUUAUGCCAACCAGAUUCAAGCUUGUACCAUUGGCCAUAGAAAAGAAAUAUCUUGAAGCCCUUGAUAAGCCUCAUUAGUUGGACAUUUGACAAGAUCAGCUGUGCAUAUUCUUGCAUAUCAUUAUCUAUUGCUUUCUGCGAUGUGUACUCGAUAUUGUCUUGUGUUUAGCUGUUACUGUGAAAGUUUCUCUUACUACACCAUAUUUUUCUCUUCAUUCCAAAAAUGAAUCUUUAUGUUUUCCGUGACGUUUGCAGAGAUUUUAUAGAGGAACCAAUAUAUUAUUUUGUGAUACUUCUUCUAAAGCAUGAAAUAAGAACUAUAUUCGAUAACUUGUUUAACUUUGUACAGUUGAUUCUGCCAUGUUGAUAAAAUGUCUGAAUUGAUUUACAUUUUUUUGUUCUUGUUCGUUUGGACUUAUAUUAUACAGAUUUCAGUGUGUUAGUUCUUUCUUUGCCAAUGAUAGAAAUGUGUUAAGACGUUAUUUGAGUGCAGAUAUGUAAUUAUUUUCUAAUUUAUUUUUAUUUUUGUGCGUGUACUUUGGUGCUAUGUUAACUGCCUGAUUCAAUUACCUGGUGGCCCAAAGACACUCCCGGCUAGGUGAAUAUUGGCAUUGUGGCUAUGAAUGUCUUGCACUGUAUUUGCUCUAUUAUAGUUACACCUGCAUUUACAUGUUGUCAUACAUUGUCCCUCUAUGGUCAUACUCAUCAAGUAUUACAAUGAAUGCAACUUUCAGUUUACGUACACUUCUAAUGGAGCAAAUAUGGUAACCGUUCACUUUUUUUUUUUUCAUAUGCCAAAAAGUACAUCUUCACUUGGUUUACAGAAUAGUUUCAAAUUUAUACAAAGUUUACUCAAAUUUAAGUAUAUUUUAAAUGGAUUCUGCUUUAAUAUGUAUAAAUAAGAAAUGUCGGAUAAAUAUUUUAUCUUUUGAUCAAACACAACGUAACGCAGUACAAUUGGUAUGGCGCCUUUGUGGUGAAGUGACUCUGGCAAACAUACCUAUUUUAUUUCGCGUCAGAUUUGUUUUCCCAAGACAAAAUUUCGAGUUAAGAAAAGUUGGGUGAAAUUACUGAUUGUAGUUUGCACCGGCCAAUUAUAAUUUGCUGUGCAGUUGCAAUUGUCAGCUGACCUUAUGAAACUGUAAGCCGUGCAUAGCUCCGUUGCACUGGAAAUAGCGGACGCAAUAUUAUACAUUAUUUGUUUCUGUUUUUUUAAUUGUAUCAAUUUAGACCAAGCCACAUCCAUGAAUACACCAUUCCUGAAUGUUGUUCCCUCUGUCAAAGUGUUUUUGCUGCAAAAAGAAGAAAGUUGUUCAUCAAUGACAAAUGAUGCAACAGAACCAAAGCUGUAUUUUUUUUUACAUUCAACCAAAUCCACUGAAAAUUGGCCAGUUAAAAUAAGGCAGUAGAUACCAAAUUGUAGCCAUUACUUGGUGACAUAAUCCAUUCAAAGAAACCGCAUUGUUUGUGUGCAAAGAAUGUGAAUAUCAAAUAAUUGUAUAGUUACU